AUGCUGCUUUAUGCUAAGUUCUUGAAGGAGUUGAUGACUAAAAAGAGAAGUUGGAGAAACAACGAGACGGUGGUGUUAACCGAAGAAUGUAGUGCCAUCAUUCAGCACAAGUUACCCCAAAAAUUAAAGGAUCCAGGGAGCUUCCAAAUCCCUUGUAUCAUAGGGGAGAUCACAGUGGAGAAGGCCUUGUGCGAUCUAGGAGCCAGCAUAAAUCUGAUGUCUUCAGCAAUGAUGAAAAUAAUGAAGAUUGAGGAAGCCAAACCGACAAGGAUGGCCCUACAAUUGGUAGACCGAUCAUUCAAAUUUCCCCAGGGAAUAGUGGAGGAUUUGUUGGUAAAGGUGGGAGACUUUAUUUUUCCAGCAGACUUUGUAGUGCUAGACAUGGAGGAGGAAGCUAAGGCAUCCAUCAUUUUGGGAAGGCCAUUCUUAGCCACUGCCGGAGCCAUUAUUGACAUCCAGAAGGGUGAACUUACUCUUAGAUUGCAUGAUGAGAAGAUGAUAUUCAAUGUGUUCAAGGCCAUGAGUUACCCACAAGACUCAUUAAGAGAGUGUAUGAGGUUGGAUUCAAUGGAAGCUAUAUUACAAAAAACUCUGGAGGAGGAAGAAAUUGAGGAGCUAAUAGAAGAAGAUGAAUCAACAUUGAGCGAAGAGGUAGGAACAGAUGAGGUUCAUGACCAAGGGACACUAGAAGGAAAGAAUGAAGAGAAAGAAGCACCCAAACUUGAACUGAAGGAAUUGCCACCGACCCUCAAAUAUGCAUACCUGGGAGAAAAUAGAAGCUUUCCAGUAAUCAUAAACUCAGCUCUCAGCCAAGAACAAGAGGAGGAAUUACUCCAAGUGUUACAAAAGGAUAAGGAUGCCAUUGAGUGGACUCUGGCUGACUUGAAGGGGAUUAGUUUAGCCAUAUGCAUGCACAAGAUACUGCUGGAAGAUGAUUCUAAACCUUCCAUUUAA
This is a messenger RNA of Arachis stenosperma, 954 nucleotides long. RefSeq lists its product as uncharacterized. NCBI's taxonomy places the organism in Eukaryota, Viridiplantae, Streptophyta, Magnoliopsida, Fabales, Fabaceae. The transcript has a single exon. The record is from RefSeq and is a predicted model, not a curated record. Bases 1 to 954 code for a protein of 317 amino acids.